AUGAAUAACCAAUUUAUACUUAGUUUUGAUGAAUUAAAUAAUAAAUUAAAAUUUUUAUUAGAAGGAAUUAAGAGACUUAAACAUCAACAUGAAAAUCUUCGAGAAGAAAACAGAGAAACAUUAUUUAUAAAUUUAGAAAAACAAUUGAAGGAAAGUAAAAGGCUUAAUCAACAACAUAAAGAAAACAAUCGAGAAACCACAUGCAUUAAUUCUGAAUUAAAAGUAAAGCUUCAAGAAAGAGAUGAGCAAUUAGAAAAGCUUAAACGACAAGUUCUAAAUCUAGAAAAGCAAAAGUUAGAAAAAAGUAGAAGGCUUAAACAGCAACAUAAGAAUUUUCAAGAAGAAAAUCAAGAAACUUCACAAAUCGAAAUGAGUCCUCAAAACUUAGAAAAAACUGUAGUUAAUGAAAAUGACAACGAAAUUAAAGAAAAUAAUAUGCAUUUAAUUAGCGAAAUCUUCAGACGAAAAGAUAGUAAUAAACUUGCCAACAAUAUUAAACAUUCGUGGGGCUAUAAAGAUAAAGGAUGUAUUCGAAUCUUGGUCGGGUUAGACUUUGUUCUUCAAUACGAUGAUAAAUAUAAUAAUGUAAUAUCAUGGGGCUUUCCAGCUUUAGUUAAAAGGUCAUAUCGUCGAAAGUUGAAAAAUAAGUUUAAGCCAAAGCUUCCAAUUGGAUAUAUAAAGGCUAUUAUGGAUUAUCUUAGAGAAAUUGGAAAGGAAACAAUUGAAAUGCGGUAUCCAGGAAUUCAUUUCUUGACCAACGUAUUAUUAGUUCUUACGUAUCCUGAAGAAUAUUCAGAUAACACAAAAGAAAUUAUGAGGGAAUCUAAAGCUGCAGCAAUAUAUUGUAUUUUUAAAGAGCAUAAUCUGAAAAAACUAGGAACAACAUUUAUGAUUAUCGAUUGUGAUGAAACAGUAAAUUUGACUAUUUGUAAACUUAUGAAUGGAAAACAAGUGGAUGUAGUUUCUAAAAAAUCUUAUAAAGAUGAAAGUACUUUUAUUGAUGCUGAAUUUGUCAAAUACUUGCGUAAAAAACUUGGUGAUAGACCUGUUAAUUUGUUAAGGUAUGAACAGAUGCAAUAUUUGAUUCAAAAGUUUUCUCGACAGUGUAAAUUACAUUUUACGGGAUUAGCUAAAGACUUUACUUAUGAAUUGGAUAUCGAUAAAACGAUUCCUAUAGUCAAACGAUAUAUUUCUGGUGAUAAAAGAGUAUAUCUGAAAGAAAUUGAAUGGAUAAUUAAGUUUGAUAUUAAUGAAUUAAGGUCGAUAUUUGACCCUUUUAUCGAAAACAUUAUUCAGUUGAUUCAUAGAGAACUCGAUGGUUAUCGUGAAAAAUGUUUAGCAUUGUUCUUAAUUGGAAGUUUUUGUGAAUCAAAAUAUUUACAAAAUAGAAUUAAAAACAAUUUUCAACAUAGAAUAUAUAUUUCAGUUCCUACUCAUCCUAUGGAUACAAUUACACAAGGAGCUGUAAAGUAUGGAUUAGAUAAUUGGUAA
Messenger RNA from Funneliformis caledonium, 1491 nucleotides. The record is from the annotation of a GenBank genome assembly. NCBI's taxonomy places the organism in Eukaryota, Fungi, Glomeromycota, Glomeromycetes, Glomerales, Glomeraceae.